AUGGAGAGUACCAAAGCAAAUAAGGACUGUGUUUACGCUAUUAUCAACAAUAUACCUUCUUCUUACCAUUCUUCCGACCUCAGAAACUACUUCUCACAGUUUUUAGAGACAAGUGGGUUUAAAUGUUUCCAUUUCAAACAUAGACCAGAGUCUAGAACCACCGAAACAUCGAAUUCAACCACCCGUGAGGAAAGACGUUUAGGAACGUUUUGUUGUGUCGUCAAAAUUAAUGGAAACCGAUUCAACGAAUUCAUGAAGAUGUAUCACAAACGACACUGGCUGGAUAGGAAAGGGGAUGUCAUGCCUGCUUUAUGUUUUAUUUCUAAAAUCAGAACAACUGAGCAGAAUAUAGGUGGAAGCAACAAAUACAAAACAAGAGCAGAACAGAAAUGUGUUCCACAUGACAGAGAACAGUUUACUAUUAGUGACCUUGAUCAGAUGAAGGAGUUACAUCCCCCUGAUAUUAUGCCAAAUGGAAAUGUUGGGACUCCUACUUCAGUCUUCCUGGAAUAUAUCAAACAAUGUCGUCUGCCACCAGUCAUUAUAAAAAAUCUUGGAUUGUCAUUUCCAAAGACAAGAUCAAACAAAAGGUAUGGAAAUGUUCCUUUUAAUUAUGAUGGCAAAGCUGUUGAUGUUGGUCAUCAAACCCAGGAAGAAGAGGAAACACCAGAGGUCAAAUCAUCCAAAGGUUAUAAGAUACCAACUGAAAACUCUUACUCAGAUGAAAGUGAAACAGACAAGUCAACAGACCAAGAUUCAUCACAGAAUCCAAACCGUGAUUUUAACAAAGAAAAAGAAAGUUCAAAAGACAAGUUUAGACAGGACCCAGAGACAAAGAGAAGAUUUGAAUUAAAAAUUGAAGAGAAUUUGAUUGAAAAAGAAGACAGGGACUCUGAUGAUGACAAUGAUACCUGUGAAGAGUGGGAGCGCCAUGAGGCCAUGUAUGAUGACCCGUCUAAUCAGGAGAGAAAUUCAGAGCGGCUGUAUGAAGAGGAAAUAGAGCUGAAAUGGGAGAAAGGUGGCAGUGGUCUUGUCUUUUAUACCGACGCUCAGUACUGGAAACAGCAGGAAGGAGAUUUUGAUGAACAGACAACAGAUGAUCUGGAUGUUGAUAUGAGUGUAUACUAUGAGGAAGGGGUUGGAGAUAAAGAUGCAAGAGAUUACCUAACCAUGCGUCAGGAAACACGUCGGCGAGAUGGUGAGGAAAACACAGACAGAUUUAGUGCUGGUAUUGCUAAAAAACGACCUUCUAAUUCAAAACACCAAAGUAGUGAGGCAUUGAAAAUUGGAAAGUUUGAACAACACACGAAAGGAUUUGGUCGUAAAAUUCUAACACAACAGGGUUGGAGUGAAGGUGAAGGCCUUGGAUGCACUGUAAAAGGGAUGGCAGAUGCUCUGGAAUCAGAAGGUCAAACAUCUAGGGAUAAAACAGGAUUUGGAUAUAGGGGUGAGAAAUUGCUGAAGACAAGGGAUUUGAAACAUAAAAAACCACAAACUAAAAGACUGAUAACCACAAUGUAUGAUGAUCCUGGUGACACAGACCCAGUGGACCCACUGUUACGACGAAAUCACCACUACCACAUAUCUCAUCGUCACAGCCAUAAAGUUGCCUUCACUGCUGCACAGACACAGGAAUAAAUGAAAUAUAGAUGUCCCUUCAUGUAUUGGCUGAAUACAUUCCUGAUUUGUUCAUAUGAAUACUUUGUAUAAACCUGAAAUUUGAUGAAGUUCUAUUAUUUUUUCUUGAUUGUUAGGAUGAUAACCUGCAAAGGGUAUCCUUGAAGAUAAAUAUGCCCUGAACAUACCUGUCUCAGUGAAUCAAACACCAUUCAUCUUGAUGAAACACAAGUGUAGCAAUUACCAAAUUACUUAGAUGGAAAUAUUUGAAACAUAUAUGAAUUAUCAAAAUGUUCAAAGUUCUA
Molecule: messenger RNA, 1922 nt
Organism: Ylistrum balloti
Lineage: Eukaryota; Metazoa; Mollusca; Bivalvia; Pectinida; Pectinidae
Product: G patch domain-containing protein 3-like
Exons: 5
Coding region: 1-1638 (545 amino acids)
Biological process (GO): positive regulation of DNA-templated transcription; negative regulation of type I interferon production; negative regulation of RIG-I signaling pathway
Molecular function (GO): nucleic acid binding
Source: RefSeq, a predicted model, not a curated record